Messenger RNA from Vicugna pacos (alpaca), 1734 nucleotides. The record is from RefSeq and is a predicted model, not a curated record. Lineage: Eukaryota; Metazoa; Chordata; Mammalia; Artiodactyla; Camelidae.
GGGUGAGGCCGGUCCGUCCUUUCCACCUGGGCCUGCGAGACGGUGGAGUGUCGGGCAUGGCCGGGGUCCGCAGGCUGGAGCUGGCGGAGGCCCUGCAGCUGGGCCGGGCGUGGCGGCUCGCGUGCCACGCGCUGCUCUACGCCGCCGGACCCCGGGCCGUGCUCUUCGGCCGCAUCCCGCUACGCCUUCUCCCGCAGAUGCAGAUGCGCUUUGACGGGCGUUUGGGCUUCCCCGGCGGCUUCGUGAACUUGCAAGACGGCAGCCUGGAGGACGGGCUGAACCGCGAGCUGGACGAGGAGCUGGGCGAGGCCGCGGCCGCCUUCCGCGUGGAGCGCGCUGACUACCGCAGCUCGCACGCUGGGUCCCGGCCGCGCAUCGUGGCGCAUUUCUACGCCAAGCGCCUGACCCUGGAGCAGCUGACCGCUGUGGAGAUGGGCGCGCCGCGGGCCCGGGACCAUGGGCUGGAGGUGCUGGGCCUGGUGCGGGUACCCCUGUAUACCCUGCGGGACGGCGUGGGAGGCCUGCCUGCCUUCCUGGAGAAUACCUUCAUUGGAAACGCACGGGAGCAGCUGCUGGAAGCCCUUCAGAAUCUGGGACUGCUGGAACCUGGCUCUGUCGCAGGCCUUAAGAUCUCAGCUCCUCCCUAGCGGCAGCCCCCUAUGGACCCGUAGAUACCGAGAUCAGGGCCUUUGUCCUGGAGAGGGGAGGGAGGGAGGGAGGGAGGGAGGGAGGAGAAAGGGAAUGUUUUCUUUCCUGGGCCUGAUAGAUCCUAACAGAUUAAAUGAGAAGUAUGUGCAGUGUGUUCUGAACACAGGGCCCCGCGGCGACUUCAGGCACUGGGGGCAAAACUCCACAGCGCAUCCUAGGCAGGGCCCUAGCGGGUUCUCAGAGCCUACCUCCUCCGUGAACAUUGGCCCACACAGAGCUGGUGGCCUCCAGCCAUGCAGCGAUCUGGGCCCACACACAAGCUGAUGCCCCACCUUCCAUGUUCAGUUCAGCUGGGAAGUCGCACGUGUGGUGCGUAGCUUGUCCCUGCACCCACCAUACGUGUCUCUUCAUGGGGAAGAGCGUCUGAAUCAGGGACGGUCUCUGCCCACAGGGCUAGUCCCAGGGUGUAGCCCAGCUUGUGCUUGUUGGGGAGGACAGAGGAGCAAGGGGCCUCUCUCCCCCCUGAAAGUGGUCCAUCCUUGCCUGGGGAUUGGCCAAAGCAGUGUAGCCCAGAAAGUUCCUGACCAACCCCCUGUCCUCUCCCGAAACUGAGCAGAGGGGCGAGAAGAUGGCUUGGUCUCCUUGGGCUGACCUUUGAUUUGAUAAUUCUGAGUCCUGGUGCGUCUCCUCCAGGGCUUCCUAAGCCUCUGGGGACAUCAGAAAGGAGGCAACGGAGCCCUGUCUAGUCCAGCCCUAACAAAAGAGCCAGUAAAGAAGGACUUGUAGCUGGGCCUUAGAGCCUUUCUGUUCCUUCAACAAAUAACCUGGAGGGGGAGAGGGUGGCUGAAGGGGCACAGCCCAGCACUAAGGGGCCCUCCGGGGGGAGGGCCAGUCCUGCGGCGGAGCGGGCUCGGGAAGAGGACAGGGCCAUGCAGAGGAGAAGGGGGCUCCAUUAGCAGUGGGGUGAAGGGGCUGGAAUCUCCUCUUGGUGACUUGAAGCAAGACCAUCUGCUGGAUGUGGGUGGCGGUGUCCUCAAAAGGUACGAGGCAGGCAUUGGUCUUGACGUGGCAGGCAAGUCAAUGAAA